Xenia sp. Carnegie-2017 is the source of this 2747-nucleotide messenger RNA. Its product is annotated as nucleolin 2-like. The coding region runs from base 544 to 1542 and encodes 332 amino acids. The record is from RefSeq and is a predicted model, not a curated record. NCBI's taxonomy places the organism in Eukaryota, Metazoa, Cnidaria, Anthozoa, Malacalcyonacea, Xeniidae. The transcript has 6 exons.
GGUACCUUGUCGUUGGGACCCUUGGGAUGGGAUAUAUGUAAUAUAUCAGGUUGUUAGACCAUAGGAACUAAAGAACCAACCACUGGGUUGAAAAAUGGCAGAAAAAGCCGUAAAGGAACGUAAAAUUUUACCUGGUGGCUUCAUCAGCGUUGUCAUCAAUUUUCGGACUUAUAGGUUUAUGACUGUGAUAAACAAGAAAUGUCAGGUGUCUGAUUUGAUGAAAGAGGUGGAAAACACUCUGAACAAAGUAUAUUCCAAAAAGGUGGAGAUCAAGACAUUGAAAAAUGCACUCAAUGCAGUUCUACCCAAAUGGUACAAUGUUGUGCACUUGAUUCGUGACCAAGACGAGGUUUAUGCUUUCACAGAUAAUGCAGCUGAAUUAAUGAGCAACAUGGAUGACCCCCCUGAAGGGAACAAUGACUCUGGCUUCACCAGUCCAGCUAGGAGACUACCGACAAUAAGAGAGCUUCAGGAAAUAAUUUUCGAGAAGAUGACUCGGCAAGCGAGGUGUUCAGCGUCAGUUACCCUCCAACUAUACAGAAGAUGGAAAGGACGAAAAAUGAAAAUGGGAAAACAACCGCUGAUAAACCAAAUAAUCAAAAUGCUGAUCAUCAAAACAAUGUAGGAACUACGGCGGUUGAUGGAGGUCACUCGAGUUCUGACGAGGAAGAUAUGGAGGAAGAUGAUGGCGAAGCGAAGGACGGUGGUGCUAAUGUGAAGAAGACGGACGUCGGUGAUGUAAGAGAAAAAGACGGUGGUAAAAUUGAUGGAAACGGAGCAUUUUCAUGUAAAAAGCGCGGAGAGAAUACAGGUCCAUCACACGAGAUUCUUGCUAAAGACAAAAAUGGCAGUGAAAGAGCGAUUGGCGCGAUCCCCUCCCAAAAGAAAACAAUGCAAACCACGGGGAAAAGUUCGAGCGCGGAAAGUUUCAACCGGAAGCUUCUCAAGGAUGCCUCAAAUGGCAAGAUCUCCAGCGAUUCCAGUAGUGAUACGGAAUCGGAAGAGAAAAAUGGACAAAAAAAAGCUCAGACUCCAAAAAAGAAAAUAAUGAAUACUGAAGGAAAAAGUUCUAGCGUGAAGAAAAGUUUCACUCAGACGGGAUUGAAGGAUGCCUCAAAUGGCAAGAUCUCCAGCGAUUCCAGUAGUGAUACGGAGUCGGAAGAGGAUGAGAAAAAUGGACAAAAAAAAGCUCAGACUCCAAAAAAGAAAAUAAUGAACACUGAAGGAAAAAGUUCGAGCGUGAAAAGUUUCACACUCACAGGAUGGAAGGAUGUUUCAGAUGGAAAUUCUAGUAGUGAUUCGGAGUCGGAAGAGAUGAGAAAGAUGAACGUGAAAAGCGGCAGAAGAGGCUAUCUCAUUUCGAAGGCGAAAAUAACAACAAGUAAGGACGAUGCGAGAAUUCCAGUGAUUCAAGUAGUGAAACGGAAGACUCGGAUCAAGAGAAGGUUCGGCAAAACGAACGAUAUUUCUACAGCAAAACAGACGGUAAAACGAAAACGGUUCAACGCGACAGUUUGCAAACAAACAGAACGAAACGAAUGAGAAUAGUGAGAAUUCGUCAAGUUCUUCAAGCAGUUGGUCAUCAACCGAAAGCAAGAAAGGGCAGACGGGUAAGGAACUACAGAAAGACAACAAAAAUGAAAAAGCUGCAGACGUGAAGAAAACUGUUGCCAAAAAUAAAUCCGUAGCCAAAACUCAGCCGAGCGAGAGUCCUGUGAAAAACAGCGAGGGCAUUCACCAGACAUCUACGUCCCGCAUAUCACCUGCGGCAAUGUCAGCGAAGAAAGUUACGUCAUGGCUGUGGUCCAAUCCCGUGUCUGGAGAUGGUGACGUAAGUGAACAUUCGUUGCAAUCGAAAACUACCUCGAAAAGUAAAACGAAGGAGUCAAAAAAGGCGAGUGCCAAUGCGUCAGAGCAAAACAAGACGAAAGACACUACAAGUACUGGUCAUGGCAACGAAACCAGCAAAAAGUCACAGGAAUCUGGGUCGUCGUCGAGAAAGAGCGAAAAGGUCAAUUCGAAAAAGAGACGAUUGGCAGACGAAUUUGAUCAACAAUCCUCAAGCAAAGCUAAGAAAAACAAGACGAAACAGUCCGUAAACGAUGAGCAGAUGAAAAGAACAACAAAUGAAGACAAAACACCGAAGACCCCCAAACGUGCCGCUCCUCUUUCUUUACCAAGGACUCCGAAAGGAUUGUCGGCUUUAGCUGACGAUGGUAACUAAAGUGAGUGCGACACGGGGAGCGCAACAAAAAACAUGGCGAAUCCACUGAAACAGAAAGGAUUCCUUUCGCCCUUCAAUAAACCUCGUAAAAGAUUGACAAGCUCCAAAACGCCGAAACCACAAGUGAAAAAACUUUCGUCUACCCAAACGACCGAAACGAUAGAGCCAAACUCUAAAGAAAGAAAAUUUCUAGACAGCGGUAAAAUGAGCUUAGAUGCCCUGUUAAACGAUAAAAAUAUAAAUUGGUAGAACAUGCAUAAAUACACUGUAAACUAGACUUCGCUGUUUUCAGGGUGAUUUCAACUUACCGUGUUCAUAGAACAUCUUACAAAACAAACGAUGUUUUAAAUGAAAUUGGAGGAUGCCAAUUUUACAUGUGCGGUAUCAUGCACACACUGAACUUUAUAUAUGUAGUUCAUAUACAUGCAUGUGAUGAUAAGGCAACCAAGUUUUAACCACUAGAUUUCUGAUAUGGUAUUGUGUUAUUUCAAUUUACAUAAGACAACAGUUUAUAUUUUUAAAA